AUGACGGAGAAACUCUCUUCAUUACCAAUUGUCGUCCAAGUCUCACAAGAGGAGGUUUCAGAAAGAAAAUUGACAUGGGAGAAUCUCGAAACUGCGGUUCGAGCUUUGCAUAGGGACGGUCUCGUGGUUCUAGAGAAUGUGAUCGAAAAGUCCAAAUUGGACACCCUCAACAAAAAGAUGGUCAAGGAUGCUCUUACCUUGCAAGCGAAAGGAGAAAACAUGCCCUACAACUACAACAAAGGAAAUAUCCAGCAGGAUCCGCCUCUCACCAAAGAACACUUCGAGCCCAGUAUCUUUCUCAACCCCAUCGCGACACAAGUCACAUCAGCUGUUCUAGGGCCUAGACCAAGGCUGUCGUUUGUGUCUGGAAACACAGCACUCUCUCCAAGUGAUGACUCACCUCCUCAGUCCCAACCAACUCAUUCAGAUGCCGACAUCAAGCAUCCUGACUGUCCAUUCGCAUUAGUCUUGAAUAUACCUCUAGUCGACAUGUCAGCCGAGAACGGCAGCACGGAAAUCUGGCUUGGCAGUCAUAUCGGUUCAAAUCUUGGUUGCCAAGAAGGACGGCACGGAGAGAGGGCAAGUGGUCGAAUCAGGAAGGACCUGGUCGAGGAGCGCAGGGCAAUCAGGCCGCCUUCACAACCCACAGUGAAGAAAGGUUCGAUCGUCAUUCGAGAUCUGCGCUUAUGGCAUGGAGGGAAGCCGAACAUGACCGACGAAACACGAGUCAUGCUGGCAAUGAUUCAUUUCGCUCCAUGGUACCGCAAUCCAAUGCAAGUGGAGUUUGCUGAUGACUUGAUACCGACCCUCGAAGGUCAUGAAUCAGACCUCCAGAUCCAGGCCACGUACAUAUCUGCAGCAGAAGUUGAGGAGCGAUAUCUCAAUCGUCCUUUUGGUAACGCAUAUGAUUUUGGCCAACAAGAUGACCCAGUGGACAUAUGA
Molecule: messenger RNA, 942 nt
Organism: Endocarpon pusillum Z07020
Lineage: Eukaryota; Fungi; Ascomycota; Eurotiomycetes; Verrucariales; Verrucariaceae
Exons: 3
Coding region: 1-942 (313 amino acids)
Source: RefSeq, a predicted model, not a curated record